Messenger RNA from Sardina pilchardus (European sardine), 1287 nucleotides. Its product is annotated as transcription elongation factor A N-terminal and central domain-containing protein. Gene Ontology annotation, cellular component: nucleus. The transcript has 2 exons. The record is from RefSeq and is a predicted model, not a curated record. Lineage: Eukaryota; Metazoa; Chordata; Actinopteri; Clupeiformes; Clupeidae. Gene Ontology annotation, biological process: DNA-templated transcription. The coding region runs from base 77 to 1186 and encodes 369 amino acids.
GGCGACAAUACAAAACUGUCACGAGAAAAUGGUAGGCUGAGAAAAUACACAAAAUAGGCUAUACGGGUGUUGGACAAUGAACGCAAAGGAAAUCAUUCAUCAUGCUAAAGAGUUAGAGAAACUCCAUAGAAAUGGAAACUACCACGAUAUAUUACCUCUCCUUUCGCUUCUAUUAGACGCGCAUGUCUCUUUAGAACAUCUCCAAAACACUGACAUCGCGCAUGUCCUCUACCGACUGGUCAAGUCCUGCCCAGACACAAACGUGAGGAAAACCUCUAAAGUCCUUCUUUCGAAAUGGAAACGGUCAUACAGCCAUGCACAGAUUCAUAUCAGCAGACCAAUCCAUGCUGGUGCACCUGCCAAAUCAAAAGCAGAUGAAUCUACUGAACUUCUGAAUAGACCUACGUUCACAUCUUCAUCAAAUAAUCCAAGAAAUGAACUGGCCACAGGUGAUGUACCAUCUGCAAAAGAAACUUCAGACAGACGGACUGAAUCUCAGAUACAUCCUGAAGAUGGUGGAAUAGCAUCUUGUGCCACGCCUGGCGAACAGAUGACAAGAGAGUCAUCCUUUCAAGAGUCAGCGACUAAGUUCGGCCAUGUGGAGACCCCCUCUGUACCCAUCACCUCAGAGCUCUGCCCAGUUCGAGAGAAAUGUGCCCAGCUACUUCAGCAGGCACUGACCCCUGAGAAGGAUCCAGAGAAUGCACACACAUCAGACACGUUGGCAGCACUGGCCUGCAACAUUGAAAGUCACAUCCAUGCGGUGCAUGGCACAAACAUGCCCAAAUACAAGGCCUGUGUGCGGAGCAAGGUGGCAAACCUGCGCAAUCCAAAGUGCCCUCAUCUCAGACAGGGUCUGCAGUCAGGCCGUCUGACCCCAGAGGACUUUGCCCGCAUGUCGGCGGCAGACAUGGCAGGGGAGGACUUGCGGAGGGAGAGGGAGGCGUAUGUGGCCGCUGGCAUUAAUGAGUGCCAGCUGCCGCGUGGCGUGGAGGGCACUCGGACCCGUAAGCUGCGCUGCAAGCGGUGCCAGGGCAUGGAGUGUCGGGUGACGCAGAUCUCACGGGGCACUCUCUUCCUUCCCGCCUGGGUGCGGCAGGGGAACCCCGGCGAAGAGGCCAUGACCUUUGUGACGUGUUCAGGAUGCGGGCAGCAGUGGUAUCAGAGUGGCUGGGUCUGCUUCUGACCUGAGGACAGUGGUGUUGAGCUCACACACGGAGACACUACAACAGUGUUAUUGUGAUGUCAAAGCUGAAAUUUCUAUUUUUGUCGAAUAAAAUGAAAUUA